AUGUCGAACUUAUGUGUUGAUCUCGCGGAUUUGAGUUUUAAUCAGCGCAAUACUUUGUAUGACCUUUCGAAUGAGAUAGCUGCAAAGUUUAAAGGAGAUAAGAAUACUGCGGAUUUUGUCCAGGAUAUUUUCAGGACAAUAACUGACGAAUCCUUCAAAAUCAGCAUUAAGUUUCUAGCUGAGACGCUUGAGUACACCGGCUUCUCUCCUGAGCAAGUAUUAAAAGAAUUCUUCAGGAGAGGAUCAGCUGAGGAGACUGAGUCAAAAACAAUAAUGACUAUAAGUUCAACAAAUAUCAAUCAGCAUUUGACCUAUAGCAGGAAGAAGGGCAGUGCUCCUCUGGGAAGAAAUACCCCAACCAUAGCAAGACUAGCUAGUUGCUUCCCUCAUAUUGUCUGUUACUUCCUAUCUCAAGGAGUCGGCAAGACAUACAUCGAUGAAUCAGUGAUAGAAAAGACAGCUGGACAACAAUUGCCAAGACUCAUGCUAUCUAACAUGUUUGUCAGGUUGGUUCCUCAGGCGGAGGACAGUGCUGAGUUAAUAGACUAUUUAUUGUAUAAGGAACCUGAAUUUCAGGUUGUUAAGAAUGAGAGUCGGAUAUCCAUUACUAAGGAUGGAAAUAACCAAUAUGCUAUGUGUUCGACUUCCGUAAAUACCGACUUGGUUCCUUGUAAAAAGGCACGGUUCGAUGUUAGUACCAUUAAGAGGAAAAUAGAUCACGUGCCAUGUCAUUCGAAUGAACAGUUAUUGGAAAAUUCGAAUGACGUUAUCAACUCUCCGGUAGUUUCAGAUGAACUAAAACAGAACCUCAGUCAUAGUAAUAGUAGUAAUAAUAACAAUGAUGAUGAUAAUUUGCUUGAGAGGAAAUUAGAGAUAACCCCUGAAAGUUGUAAUAUACCGAAGAACUUCAACUUAUCCGAUAAGGCCAAUAGCAUAAUUCUCCCAAUAAACUCGGUCAAUGUCGAUUCUCUACCUCCGAGUUCUCAUAAGGAGUGCAACAUCCUAGAGGGAUCUUUUCAGAUAAAAAAUUCACGAUUUGCUGAUUGUUUACUGAGGCAAGCUCAAAUUAACUAUGAUAGAGAUAGAGAUGUAGAUGUAACCUUAAUAAACGAUUCAGAUGAGAACACUACGAAUUAUAAUAAACAACCUACUAAUAAAGAAUUGACAAGCAAUUUCGACUCUACAGAAUUACUUAUUGCAGCAGUGUCUAAACGACCAACACUAUAUCUGAUUUCAGAAUCAAUUUAUCACAACGACCUAAGCAUCUUGUUCAUAGGUUGUGGCAAAAAGUAUUCGAGGAGAUUGGUGCUCAAAACGCUUGAGUACACCAGCUUCUCUCCUGAGCAAGUAUUGAAAGAAUUCUUCAGGAGAGGAUCAGCUAUUACUGUUGAUGAAACAUGGGUUAUCUAUGCAGAUGAGGAGACUGAGUCAAAAACAAUAAUGACUAUAAGUUCAAAAAAUAUCAAUCAGCAUUUGGUCUUGCCCAUCCUUUUCUGCGUAAUGAGAGGAACAGCUACCAAGAAGAUCCAAAAGCAAUGGGUAAAUCCAUUGAACUUCAUAUUCAAUGCGUAUAAGACCUAUAGCAGGAAGAAGGGCAGUGCUCCUCUGGGAAGAAAUACCCCAACCAUUGCAAGAAUAGCUAGUUGCUUCCCUCAUAUUGUCUGUUACUUCCUGUCUCAAGGAGUCGGCAAAACAUACAUUGAUGAAUCAGUGAUAGAAAAGACAGCUGGACAACAAUUGCCAAGACUCAUGCUAACUAACAUUUUUGUCGGGUUGGUUCCUCAGACGGGGGACAGUGCUGAGUUAAUAGACUAUUGUGAAGUCUAUCACUCCAUGUUAGACAUGAAAUUGUCAGAAAAGAACCCUAAACAGUUAAGUGAUGCAGUUAGGAAUGUAGAGACUUAUACCUCCGCAGCAGUGAACUCAAGUUUUCUUAGCCAAGAAGUAAAGAAAUUCUUCUUAGGUGUCUUUGGUUUAACCCAAGGUGACACAUUAUCACCACAAAUUAAAAGAAUUUGUGUUGGCUCACGCAUCUUGUGGAAUUAUGCUAUCACAUCAAAGGAUCUACCUGGGUACUUUGCAAACGUAGCGAAUAUUCCAGCAAUGGACCCAAUUGAAGAAUUCAAAACUGUGGAAAACAUGGACAACCCUGCCAAGUUCUCAGGAGAUACACUGGUCAUUCUUGUAUCCACCAUAAUGACUAGGGGUUUGUCUGCAAAAGAUGAAUGGCCUUCUGGUGCAGAGGGCAUACCUAACAUGCUAAUGGGUUCACAGACUCACGACGAUGUGAUCACCAAUAGGGAAGCCUUGAGAUUCACCCACAACGUCGCUUACUUAUUAGCAACAUUGAGUAGGGUUCUCACUGACAAAUCUUAUUAUUAUAUAAUGCUAAGUUACAUGAAAGCAGGCUACAAGAUGGUUGCACUCAUUGCAGCUGCUUUAGGUAGCCCAACUGUGUUUGGGAAUGUGGAUGUGACCACUAGCUAA
Messenger RNA from Phaedon cochleariae (mustard beetle), 2487 nucleotides. The record is from the annotation of a GenBank genome assembly. NCBI's taxonomy places the organism in Eukaryota, Metazoa, Arthropoda, Insecta, Coleoptera, Chrysomelidae.